GGGCGCUGCCGGGCGCGCGCCGAGCGCCGCCACUGAGGAGGGUUCCCACUCGGGUCCGCACCCAGACCGUGAUGGCGGCGGCAGCGACGGCCGCGGGUGGGGAGCGGAGCAGCACCCGGGACCGGCUGCUGGCGGCGCUGGAGGAUCUCGAGCUCCUGGCCAGGGAACUAAUUGAAAUUUUGGCAAUUUCAAGAAACCAGAAGCUUCCACAACCAGGAGAGGAGAGCCAGAUCCUGGAACUGCUGAUUCAGAGAGAUGGAGAGUUUCAAGAGCUAAUGAAGCUGGCAGUUGAACAGGGGAAAAUCCAUCAUGAAAUGCAGCUUUUAGAAAAGGUAGUAGAAAAGCGAGAUAAUGAUAUUCAGCAGCUGCAGAAACAACUAAAAGAAGCAGAGCACAUACUGGCAACAGCUGUUUAUCAAGCAAAGGAAAAGCUGAAAUCAAUUGAAAAGGCAAGAAAAGGAGCCAUUUCCUCUGAAGAAAUAAUUAAAUAUGCCCAUAGGAUCAGUGCUAGCAAUGCUGUUUGUGCCCCUCUGACAUGGGUACCAGGAGACCCACGUAGGCCUUAUCCUACAGAUCUGGAAAUGAGGAGUGGUCUCUUGGGCCAGAUGAACAACCCAUCCACCAAUGGAGUGAAUGGACACUUACCAGGGGAUGCACUUGCAGCAGGCAGACUGCCAGAUGUGCUUGCUCCUCAGUAUCCUUGGCAGUCAAGUGAUAUGUCCAUGAACAUGCUACCUCCUAAUCAUAGCAAUGACUUCAUGUUGGAGCCUCCAGGACACAAUAAAGAGAAUGAAGAUGAUGUAGAAGUUAUGUCAACAGACUCCUCAAGCAGCAGCAGUGACUCAGACUAGGUACAAGAGGGACAGUAUCCCCAGUAGACCUUUCCUGUGGUGAAGGUAGAUUGGAUGCUGUUCGUCACAAACUGCAAUACCCUUUUGUGAUGCUGGCGGCCCUGUGUAGGGAGAAGAUAACAGCUGGCUCAGAAAUAGGGUGACUAAUUUAAAAUUGUUGAUUUAGAUUUCUUUUUUUCCAUUAGAUGUUUAAGUAAAAUGACUGGGAGCUUUUUGCUGGAAGAGAGAUGUUGAAUUUCCAGUGAUUAUGUAAAUGUGCGAAUGUGUAUGUUUGCAAGAGACUGUGUGUGUGUGUAUAUAUACCUUAGAUGACAAAAGUUCCUGGGAAAAAAGGUGUAAGGGGAAUCCCCUUGUAUGUUUGUUUUUAUCUACUCUUUUGAUGACAGCCUUUUCUAUGGCGCAGAAAUGAGACGUGACAUUUGUAAUUUUAAUAUCCGUUUUGUUACUGCCCGUUCUUGAUCAUGUGUGCCGAGAACAAAAAAGACGGCAAUAAGCUGUAAAAAAGUUUCUAAUUAUUGUAAUAUCUAAUGAAUGAUUUGUCAUAAUAAACCCAGCUUUCAUGUAACUUUCAUU
This is a messenger RNA of Cuculus canorus (common cuckoo), 1424 nucleotides long. It is a transcript of the gene MED4, whose product is annotated as mediator complex subunit 4. The transcript has 7 exons. Gene Ontology annotation, cellular component: mediator complex; core mediator complex. Lineage: Eukaryota; Metazoa; Chordata; Aves; Cuculiformes; Cuculidae. Bases 72 to 851 code for a protein of 259 amino acids. The record is from RefSeq and is a predicted model, not a curated record. Gene Ontology annotation, biological process: regulation of transcription by RNA polymerase II. Gene Ontology annotation, molecular function: transcription coregulator activity.